Messenger RNA from Cercospora beticola, 2636 nucleotides. RefSeq names its product velvet factor family protein. NCBI's taxonomy places the organism in Eukaryota, Fungi, Ascomycota, Dothideomycetes, Mycosphaerellales, Mycosphaerellaceae. The record is from RefSeq and is a predicted model, not a curated record.
CUCUUCUUGGUGACAUUGUGCACGACGCCGCUUCAGCGACGUGCCACCAGUUCCCCGUCGUCCUUUUUUCGAACUCGGCAAACACGAACAAGCUCGCAUUAUCGUCUCAGCUGCCAAAUCCGCACGCAUGAUCUUCGGGUGCCUCCUCCAUCGUGCCCGACUUUCUUCGACAGACGACCACUGGUCUCACUACACGCCCAUAUCAAGCCGUCAUCUCGUCUCAAGUACAAUAAGCCAAGAACAAUCCGGUCUGCGUCCUGCACGCAUUAGUCGCACGUUGCAUACGAGCCUACAUUUGGCCGCCCUGGCCGCAGAUCCUCACGCCACUUCGAACACGCAGCUUUGCACUCGUCGAGCAACACCAUAGAUAUCUCUGGUGUGCUGCUUCUUGCCGAUCGUUGUCAACUAGCUACCACAGUCAAGCACUGGAGCGCGAGCUGGAGUCUUGUUCCCAAUGUCUCGUCCAGUGCCGAUACAGCCUCCGUACGAUGACCAAACCAGAAUGGCGCAGACACAACGUAUACCGACAUUUCCGCCAUCAAACUAUCUAGGCCGACCGGACCAACGAGCCUCUGGUCCCCAGUUGCCCCCAAUACAUGCUAUGAGGGCUGCGCCUGAAGAUGGUGGUCGACCAGUCCAGCUGCCGCCCAUGCAGAUCCCUCUCCAGGGCCCAGUCUCCCCGCCCAGAGCUCCGUCGAGAUCAAUACCUGUCGCGCAGCUCCUAACGAGCCCGCCUUCACCGCCGCGUGCACGCCAGCCUCCUCAGGCGCCAUACCAGAGGCAUUUCCACCCCGCGCCCGUCACUUACGGUAGUUCGGUUGGCGAUUAUCGAGCUGCACCGCCACCGCAAUUACCUCCAUAUGCUACUCAACAUCGUCUGGACCAGAUUCCGGAGCCAUUGAGACAACAGCAAUAUCAACAGCAGCACCCGAUAGAACAGUACCAACGCGCAGCACAGCACCCACCUCCUCCACCGGUCCAAUUCGAACGUGCUGCAUCUCACCAGUAUAGCCCCACAAGAAGUGUCUUCUCGUCUCCCAAGAGUUAUACGCAUUCUCAGCCAUCUCCUCGAUCGUCAUUCCCACCUUCGAGCCAAGCAGGGUCUACACCCAAGCCGAAACCUCAACCGCCUCCACUCAACUACAAUCUGGCUAUCAGACAGCAGCCUGCAGCCGCUCGCGCUUGCGGUUUCGGCGAGCGAGAUCGCCGAGUCAUUGAUCCACCGCCUAUCCUAGAGUUGAAGAUCACUGACCAAAAUGGCUUACCUGAGCUCGACCCCAGUGGCAUGCUCGCGCUGCACUGCACCUUACUGAACGCUGAUGGCGCCGAGGAUGAAACCGAGCUCACACCGUCUAUGCCGGAUAUGCCAUCUACUCGACGACUCAUGGGCACGCUCGUCGCUUCACCCUACCAAGCCAAAGACGAGAAUGGGCUUGCAGGCACCUUCUUCGUCUUUCCGGAUCUCAGCUGCCGCUCCCCGGGCCAAUACCGUCUCAAAUUCAAGCUCAUUCGCGUGGAUGGGACCAACAUGACGUGCGUCACCACCCACAGCAGUAUUGUUUCAGACUCUUUCAGCGUGUACACCGCCAAAGACUUCCCCGGUAUGCGAGCAAGUAGCUCUCUGCUCAAAGCGCUGCGACGGCAGGGCUUGAACGUUGGAGUGAAGAAGGGCUCAGAGGCGAGGAAAGGCAAGACGAAGGCGAAAAAGUCGGCGCAGGAGCACUCGGGCGGUUCGUCGGACGGAGGAAGUGACGAUUCGGACGUGGAGAUGGAGAGUGGUUCAGCGAGUGGGAGCCCGAGAGUCAAAUCUGGUGGCAAGAAGGGAAAGAGGAGAAGAAGGGAUUAAGAAACGUGAUUGACGAGGAGGAAUCGAGAAAGGAAUUUGGGUCGACAGGAAGAGGAUCUUCUUGUGCGCGCCCUGAUUUUCCGUCUCAUCAGGCGAGCGCCUUCAUGCACUCAUCUACCAGGUCCUGACAUGCGCAAAGCGGGGUACGAGCAGGUGUGGCGGUGCUGCUAACGCCGCAAAACGCCGUUCUCCAACCAUAUUGUUACACCAACACUUCAGCUGUACGCCUCGUGGGCGGACUUUCCGACGAUACGCAAAGACUGUACGAUUCAACCCCAGGAACGAUGUCUCUUUUCGGCUUCUCGGGCCUCUCUUUUGUUUGCUGGAUCUGGACGAUGAGCGAGCGAGCUGAGUCGAGUCUACACUUUGGGCUUCCCGGGGCGGGUAACGAUUUGCAACGAACAAGAACACCGUAAUGGUCCGCAUGUAUGGUGGCUAUGUGUGCGUGUCUGAGGAGCAUUGCUUGGGCUCUUUUGCUUUUCGUUCUCUGACGAAAAUAUUCUGAAACGUUCGGGCUAGGUCUUUUAUGUUACCCAUGAACAGUAUUGUAGCGUAUUGUAGCACCCAGCAGUAUCGAUAUCUCUCCUUCUUCUGCCCAAGCAGCUGCACUCAUCUCCAAAAGCCACAUCCAGGUCGAAGCAGAAAGGUACUUCCCUUUGCGGUGCGCUCUCGAGCUUGCAGUUCCGUGAUACUGGCGAUUAUGAUCAGGUGUGCAGAGACUGUGGUGUCUUCAACGGCGACACUCGACGGCCUUAUCUCCGUGACCUGUCUCCAGAUGACUCUCGUCGCG